Messenger RNA from Gastrolobium bilobum, 576 nucleotides. RefSeq names its product DNA repair protein recA homolog 1, chloroplastic-like. The transcript is spliced from 4 exons. Bases 84 to 320 code for a protein of 78 amino acids. NCBI's taxonomy places the organism in Eukaryota, Viridiplantae, Streptophyta, Magnoliopsida, Fabales, Fabaceae. The record is from RefSeq and is a predicted model, not a curated record.
CAAGGCCAUACAAAAUAGCUGAAUUUGAGAUUAUAUUCGGAGAGGGUGUCGGUAAGCUGGGUUGCAUUUUAGAUUGUGCAGAAAUGAUGGAUAUUGUCUUAAAGAAAGGCUCUUGGUACAGCUAUGGGGACCAUCGGUUGGGACAGGGAAGGGACAAAGCAAUACAGUACUUGAAAGAGAACACACAUCUUUUAGAAGAAAUUGAAAAGGUAGUUAGGUCUUCAUUGAUUGAUGGUACUAGCCUAACAAGCCUUGCAUACACAAAGAAUAGUCCAGCGCUCCGUCAAGAUGAUGAUAUAUUUGAGGAAAGUCAAGGAUAAGCAAUUUGUUAUUUCUGACUAGUUUGGGUGAUAGGUUGCAAGCUGAUAAAAUUAGAAAAAUUCUUUCUUCACAUCAAAUUGAAGUGGAGGUCGCUUUGAUGAUUAGGCCAUUUAUUGGUUCAUCCUCUUGCAUUGGUAAAUGUUAAUGAAUCUGAUGGCAUGAGAAUCAUUAGAAAUACAAAAGGGUGGAAAUGAAAGUUUAACGAGUAUGAGUGAUUGUUUUUUCAACUCAAUGUUCAAUGAGUGCCCAAUCAUG